This is a messenger RNA of Rosa rugosa (rugosa rose), 1720 nucleotides long. Its product is annotated as beta-amyrin 28-monooxygenase-like. NCBI's taxonomy places the organism in Eukaryota, Viridiplantae, Streptophyta, Magnoliopsida, Rosales, Rosaceae. The coding region runs from base 138 to 1556 and encodes 472 amino acids. Gene Ontology annotation, biological process: sterol metabolic process. The record is from RefSeq and is a predicted model, not a curated record. The transcript has 4 exons. Gene Ontology annotation, molecular function: iron ion binding; heme binding; oxidoreductase activity, acting on paired donors, with incorporation or reduction of molecular oxygen.
GCCAACCCAAAAGCCAACAAAAACAUCUUGAGCUACUAGCGUCGAUAUUUCCCAGACUCCCCCAUUUAUACUGAACUUCCACUCUCUUUAAUCUGUACUCUGCAAACUCUUUCUCAUACAAACGAAGCCUCCAAACCAUGAACUCCCUUUUUGCAGUUUUCCUCUUCCUCAUUCCCAUAUUCCUUCUCCUUACGAGAAGAAAAAAGUCAUCCGAUAGACUUCCGCCGGGAUCAUUAGGACUACCCCUGAUAGGCCAGAGCCUUGGUCUUCUCCGAGCCAUGCGUGCCAACACUGCUGAGAAAUGGCUUGAACAAAGGAUAAAAAAAUAUGGUCCAGUUUCGAAGCUAAGUCUCUUUGGCAAGCCAACAGUCUUCAUCCACGGACAAGCUGCAAACAAGUUCGUAUUCACCAGUGAUGGGAGCACUAUUUCCAGCCAACAGACUGAGUCUAUUCGUAGGAUUUUGGGGGAACGGAGUAUAUUUGAGCUGAGUGCCGAGGAUCACAAGCGUGUAAGGAGUGCUCUUAUGCUGUUUUUAAAGCCCGAGUCACUGAAGCAAUAUGUGGGGAAAAUGGAUGAAGAAAUCAGGGAGCACCUUGAAAUGCAUUGGCAUGGAAAACAACAAGUAACAGUCUUGCCCCUGAUGAAGAACCUCACGUUCAACAUAAUAUGCUCUCUACUUUUUGGGCUUGAACGAGGAACCCGCAGAGACGAAUUCGUCGAGUGUUUCCAAACAAUGAUAGAAGGAAUGUGGUCAGUGCCAGUUAACUUUCCCUUCACGCGUUACAACAGCAGCCUCAAGGCAAGCAAGAGGGUUCAAAACAUGCUCAAGCAACUUAUACGUGAAAAGAGGGUAGAGCUUCAGCAAAAAAAAGCUUCUCCACAACAAGACCUCAUCACUUGCUUCCUCAGCAUCCGAAAUGAUGAAGGCAAAGAAGAAUUAACAGAAUUGGAGAUGGUGCAAAAUGUCAUGGUAGUCAUGAUUGCAGGACAUGACACUUCAUCUGUUCUGAUUACUUUCCUUUUGCGGCUUCUAGCUAAUGAACCAGUUGUUUAUGCAUCCCUUCUUCAAGAGCAGGAAGAAAUAGCUAGAAGCAAAUCGGCAGGAGAGUUUCUAACAUGGGAAGAACUUGCCAAAAUGAAAUACACAUGGAGAGUAGCACAGGAAACUCUGAGGAUGACUCCUCCUGUCUUUGGUGGCUUCAGGAAUGCUAUCAAAGAUAUUGAGUUCGGUGGAUUCCUCAUUCCUAAAGGGUGGCAGAUAUUCUGGGUUGCUCCUAUGACCCACAUGGACGAUAGCAUAUUCCCAGAGCCAUCAAAGUUUGAUCCAAGUAGGUUCGACAAGCAAGCAUCAGUUCCGCCCUACUGCUUUAUACCAUUUGGAGGGGGACCUCGAGUAUGUCCAGGAUAUGAGUUUGCCAGGAUAGAAACCCUUAUUGCAAUGCACCAUAUUGUAACUCAAUUCACCUGGAAGCUAAAUGCAGACAAUCACUUCAGUAGGGAUCCAAUGCCAGUCCCUACUGGAGGACUUCCUAUUGAAAUCAUGCCUAGAACAUGAUUUGGAACACUGAAGUGCUUUACCAACUCAAAUAGUUGUUAUGCUUGUUCAGAACAUGUGCCCACGGUGUUGUAACAUAUUGAUUAUAUAUAAUUAUAUGAUUACGGAACUGUUCUAAAAUUUCAAUGAAGCCCUCCUCCCCAAGCUGCUACUGCUUUUCUUGA